This is a messenger RNA of Megalopta genalis, 577 nucleotides long. The record is from RefSeq and is a predicted model, not a curated record. Lineage: Eukaryota; Metazoa; Arthropoda; Insecta; Hymenoptera; Halictidae.
UUACAUCUAGUGAUUUUUACAUAGUUAAUGCCAGAGUCAAUUUCCUCAAGAAAAGAACAAGAACGAACCUUAUUGUCGUUUAUCCCAACAACCGAAAACAUGGCCGAGCAAGAAGAAACUCAAAAGAAGAAGAGGACUUUCCGAAAGUUCACCUUUCGGGGAGUUGACCUUGAUCAACUUCUGGAUAUGCCAAAUGAGCAACUUUCGGUUUUGAUGCAUGCUCGUGCUCGAAGACGAUUUGCCCAUGGUAUGAAGCGUAAGUCUAUGGCUCUUGUGAAGAAGCUACGUAAGGCAAAGAAGGAAACACCGCCAAAUGAAAAACCAGAGAUUGUCAAGACUCAUCUGCGUAAUAUGAUUAUUGUACCAGAAAUGGUUGGAUCUAUUGUUGGUGUAUAUAAUGGCAAAACAUUCAAUCAGGUGGAAAUCAAACCAGAAAUGAUUGGCCAUUACUUAGGAGAGUUUUCGGUUACCUACAAACCUGUAAAACAUGGUAGACCAGGUAUCGGUGCUACUCAUUCCUCACGAUUUAUUCCACUUAAGUAAUUUGUAUUCUUACAAAUAUAAGAUGUAAAACCUA